Molecule: messenger RNA, 1983 nt
Organism: Capsella rubella
Lineage: Eukaryota; Viridiplantae; Streptophyta; Magnoliopsida; Brassicales; Brassicaceae
Product: pollen receptor-like kinase 6
Exons: 2
Coding region: 1-1983 (660 amino acids)
Biological process (GO): protein phosphorylation
Molecular function (GO): protein kinase activity; ATP binding; protein binding
Source: RefSeq, a predicted model, not a curated record
AUGGCUGCUGUUCUCAAUCCCGGUUUCAACAUCCUCCUCCUCUUCCUCUUCUGUUUCUCAAUCACCCCUUCGUUGCAGCACGUAAGCGAGUCAGAACCGCUUGUGCGGUUCAAGAACUCGGUGAAAAUAACCAAAGGGGACCUAAAUUCAUGGAGAAUAGGAACAGAUCCUUGCAGUGGGAAAUGGUUCGGGAUCUAUUGCCAAAAGGGUCUAACAGUCUCAGGCAUUCACGUGACACGGCUUGGUCUCUCGGGAAGCAUCACCGUAGAUGAUUUAAAGGAUCUCCCAAAUCUAAAGACAAUCAGGCUUGACAACAACUUCCUCUCGGGUCCUCUCCCGCAUUUCUUCAAACUCCGCGGCCUCAAGUCCCUCAUGCUCUCUAACAACAGCUUCUCCGGCGUGAUCCCUGACGACUUCUUCAAGGACAUGACAAAGCUCAAGCGGCUAUUUCUUGACCAUAACUUAUUAACGGGAAAUAUCCCUUCCUCCAUUAUGCAGCUCCCUCAACUCGAGGAGCUUCACCUUCAAGGUAAUAAUUUUACCGGGGAGAUACCUCCAGAGAUUGGCAGCAUGAAGAGCCUUAAAACCCUCGACCUCUCAACCAACGAUCUCCAAGGAAGUGUCCCGGAAACCCUUGAGAAUAGGAAAAAUCUUGCUGCCAAUUUAUCAGAGAACGCUGGCUUGUGCGGGAAGAUGUUAGACAUUGAAUGUGAAAUUAUUAGCCUAGGAGAUGAAGAACGAACUCCCACGCCACCACGAGCUGCAGUAUCAGAUAAAUCCAACAGUGCCAUGGUACACGCGAUCAUGGUUGCCAUCUCGCUUGUUCUCAUGUUCUUUAUUAUUGUAGGCCUUAUCAAGAAGCGAAACAAGAAGAAGAACCCCGACUUUCGAAUGCUCGACAAACAACGUCUGAGCGACAACGAUGUUGUGGAAGUCAGGGUACGCGAAUCCGUAUCCACCACCGCUAAAAGGUCUACGGAAUCGAGCAGGAAGCGUGGUGGAAACGCGGAUGGCGGUUCCACCAAGAAAGGAUCCUCUCAAAAUGGGAAAGGCGGUAACGGAGGAGGAGGAGGGGGAGGCCUUGGCGGUGGGAUGGGUGACAUUAUAAUGGUGAAUAGCGAAAAGGGUUCUUUCGGUUUACCGGAUUUAAUGAAGGCUGCAGCCGAGGUGCUUGGCAAUGGUAGCCUUGGAUCAGCUUACAAGGCAGUGAUGACCAAUGGACUAUCCGUUGUGGUAAAGAGGAUUAGGGAUAUGAAUCAACUUGCACGUGAACCUUUCGAUGUUGAGAUGAGAAGAUUCGGGAAACUCCGCCACCCUAACAUUCUUACCCCUUUAGCCUAUCACUACCGUCGCGAAGAGAAGCUUGUCGUCUCUGAAUACAUGCCUAAAAGCAGCUUGCUUUACGUUUUACACGGUGAUCGAGGGAUAUACCAUUCCGAGCUAACUUGGCCGACAAGAUUGAAGAUCAUUCAAGGAAUUGCGCACGGAAUGAAGUUCUUGCACGAGGAGUUUGCGUCUUACGAUCUUCCACACGGUAACCUCAAAUCCAGCAACGUUCUCCUCAGUGAGACCUACGAGCCUUUGAUCAGUGAUUACGCAUUCUUACCGCUUCUCCAGCCAAACAACGCCUCGCAGGCAUUGUUCGCUUUCAAGACUCCCGAGUUUGUGCAGACCCAACAGGUCUCUCAUAAAUCAGACGUCUACUGCCUCGGGAUUAUAAUUCUAGAGAUCUUGACAGGGAAGUUCCCUUCUCAAUACUUAAACAACGGUAAAGGCGGUACCGAUAUAGUUCAAUGGGUACAAUCUUCAGUCGAAGAGCAAAAAGAAGAAGAACUUAUCGAUCCGGAGAUCCUAAACAAUACUGAAUCGGUGCGACAGAUGGUGGAAUUGUUGCGGGUUGGGGCUGCUUGUAUUGCAAGUAAUCCGGACGAGAGAUUAGACAUGAGGGAAGCUGUUAGAAGGAUAGAACAAGUAAACACUUGA